This is a messenger RNA of Postia placenta MAD-698-R-SB12, 645 nucleotides long. RefSeq lists its product as hypothetical. NCBI's taxonomy places the organism in Eukaryota, Fungi, Basidiomycota, Agaricomycetes, Polyporales, Adustoporiaceae. The transcript is spliced from 2 exons. The record is from RefSeq and is a predicted model, not a curated record. Bases 1 to 645 code for a protein of 214 amino acids.
AUGGCUUUGACUCUACGCGAAGACAUUGAUAACAUAUCCUUCGCGCAUACGCCUGGCACACACGACGUGGGGCAGGCAACAUAUAACGAAAAAUAUGCCACAAACACCGAGGGGCGUCGCGGCGUCCGCCACGCGGAUAGUAUCCAGGACAUCGAUGCCUCCAACGCGCUCAUCGUGCCAUCGAUGUGUUACGCCACAACCACCCUUGGAUCUUACUCCUACCGCAACCUCCAUGUGGAAGCCCGCCUCGGAACAGAUGAGGGCGCAAGAACACAACAGUCCAAUCACGGAAUUCAGCCCUCGCGUGCCGCAAAAGGGCGAGAGUGCAAGGGCGCGGGAGGAGUCGAUCAGGCGACCCCACGCGCUGUCAAGAGAAAGGGCGACCCGAUCGGCGGUGACGAGAAGCGCAGCAGAUCCAGCCAGGGAGAACUCCCUGCGCAGACAUCAUCCUCGACGCAACCAAGGAGGGACGUCGUGUCACCUCGUAGUCGCCCGCCGACCCGAAGUUCGACUGCGAGUUCUCUCCCCGCCACCACGAAGGCACCCCGUGACCAGAAGCCACAAGAGAAGAAGUAUCGUUGCACCAAUUGCAACAAGCCGAAGGCAGUUGCGAGUGAAUCCAUUGAGAUACUACAGACAAGCUGA